AUGGGAACGGGGCGGCAGCGGGAUGGCGACUUGGGAAUAAUUCCCAGGGCCAUCUAUGACCUCUUCGAAGAUGUUGAGGAGCGGCCUCGUAAAGACCGCAUCUCCUUCUCAUUUGUUGAGAUAUACAAGGAGAAGAUGAAAAAUUUACUCGCUGCGACUGGACAAGGAGCAGUUUCCAAGCUAGCCUUUCCCGACGUUAACGGAUCCACUUUUAUCAAAAGUCUCACCGAGCUGCCGGUGGCGUCAUACGAAGUUGCCAUGCGGUAUUUUGACCAAGGCUGUCUCGACCGAGUUUCGGGCAUUACCGCCAAGAACCGGGAGAGCAGCCGGUCGCACGCCGCAGUCAUCGUGCGCUGUGAUAGUGUGGCAUUGGGAGACAGCGACAAGGUAGUAACCGGUAGGCUACUUCUUGUCGACCUCGCUGGGAGCGAACGACCGGCGAAAGGCGCGACUGGCGAGGGGUCCAGCAUAAACAUGGGGCUGCUCAGUCUUGGUUUGGUAGUGCAGGCCCUCGCUAAUUCGGCCCCGCAUGUCCCCUACCGCAACUCAAAGCUUACAAUGCUGCUUAAAGGCUCUCGCCUUUAUUCAUCUUUUGAUGCUGAAAGCAGUGGCGAAUUCUAUGCACACCAGACUCUUGAACUGGACUUGUGUUGUCCAAAGCCGCUCCGCAAAAAUUUCCAGAGGUUUGGUUUCAACUACGCCAACUUCAACAGGACUAACCCGGAGAAUGAACUUGCGUCGGCGGCGGCAGAUUACACGCCAGCCGCAAAUAGUAGGGCCACGGCUUUAAUGCAUGCCAACAGCAUCGACGUGGAAGGCACUACCACGGUCAUCGGGGAGGAUAUACGAAUCAACCCAGCUACACGACGACCAACUACACCGCGAUCCUACUCUAAUCUAAACAAUAGCGACGUUCUAUGGACCAGGUGGAGUUGUCCAAAUUGA
This is a messenger RNA of Hyalella azteca, 945 nucleotides long. RefSeq names its product kinesin-like protein KIN-14T. The transcript is spliced from 5 exons. NCBI's taxonomy places the organism in Eukaryota, Metazoa, Arthropoda, Malacostraca, Amphipoda, Hyalellidae. Gene Ontology annotation, molecular function: microtubule motor activity; ATP hydrolysis activity; microtubule binding. Gene Ontology annotation, biological process: microtubule-based movement. The record is from RefSeq and is a predicted model, not a curated record. The coding region runs from base 1 to 945 and encodes 314 amino acids. Gene Ontology annotation, cellular component: microtubule; kinesin complex.